Molecule: messenger RNA, 790 nt
Organism: Otolemur garnettii (small-eared galago)
Lineage: Eukaryota; Metazoa; Chordata; Mammalia; Primates; Galagidae
Gene: TIGIT
Product: T cell immunoreceptor with Ig and ITIM domains
Exons: 4
Coding region: 1-735 (244 amino acids)
Biological process (GO): negative regulation of T cell activation; positive regulation of interleukin-10 production; negative regulation of interleukin-12 production
Cellular component (GO): cell surface
Molecular function (GO): signaling receptor binding
Source: RefSeq, a predicted model, not a curated record
AUGCAGUGGUGUCUCCUCCUGAUCUGGGCCCAGGGACUGAAUCAGGCUGCCCUCACUUCAGGAGCUAUAACAGGCACCGUAGUAACAACGGGGAAUGUCUCUGUAGAGGAAGGUGGCUCUGUCGUCUUGCAAUGCCACCUCUCCUCCACCACGGCGGCAGUGACUCAGGUCAACUGGGAGCAGCAGGACCGAUUUCUGGCUGUUCGUCAUGCUGAGCUUGGGUGGUACAUUGACCCAGCCUUCAAGGACCGAGUGGCCCCAGGCCCCAGCCUGGGCCUCACCUUCCAGCGGCUCACCAUCAAUGACACUGGGGAGUACUUCUGCACCUAUCACACCUACCCUGAUGGGAUCUACACAGGAAGAAUCUUUCUGCAGGUCCUCAGAAGCUCAGUGACUGAACACAGCCCCAGGAUCCAGAUUCUGUUGGUUGGAGCCUUGGCCAUAGUGCUGGUGGUCACCUGCAUAGCAGUCAUCGGGGUGGUGGCCUUGGCUAGAAAGAAGAAAUCUCUCAGAAUCUGUUCUCUGGAAAGUGGCCUCAGGAGGACGCCAGCUGAGCAGGAGCAAUGGAGUGCCAGCGUCCCGCCAUCCCCUGGAAGCUGUGUCCAGGCAGAAGCUGGCCCUGCUGAGCUCUGCAGGGAGCAGAGGGGAGACGACUGUGUUGAGCCACACGACUACUUUAAUGUCCUAAGUUACAGAAGCCUGGGGAGCUUCAGCUUCCUGUCAGAGACUGCUUAGCAACCAGAGGCAUCUUCUGGAAGCUUCGUUGGCACCUUUGCUGUUACAGAUGGAU